Molecule: messenger RNA, 6705 nt
Organism: Symbiodinium necroappetens
Lineage: Eukaryota; Dinophyceae; Suessiales; Symbiodiniaceae
Source: the annotation of a GenBank genome assembly
AUGGCAGAGCUGCUGCCAGGGAGCGAGAACAGCUCCUCGUCAACAACCGACGUUCCCAGCUCGUCCAAAGAAGACGAGUCAGACGAUUUCAAUUGUGUCUACAGAUGGUUCAACGUGUGUCCACAGCACAGAGGGCCAUACCCUGCACCUCAGAACCCAGAAAGUCCGGACGACUUCGUCAUCCGGCUUGAUGCGAUUCAGUCUGUGUGGAUGCAGGCGGGAUGGCUCCUAAUGGCCUUUUUUGGUGGUGGUGCAUCGGUGCUGCUUGCACGAUGCUUCGUCAAGGCUGAGUCUCGUCUCUCGCACAAUUCGUCGCGAAAGGCAGAGACGUGGUUUUCGCCAGAGAGAGAGCAGAUGUUGGAAUUCAUUCUUGGAGUUUUAACGAUUAUAUCCAUUCUUGACUUUGCAGACUCCACGUGUGAGCUUGAGCAGGGCAAGCGCUACUUCGACGCUUGGAAACAGCCGGCUUGGUAUUUGGAGAACUUGACUGCCAUCCUGUUGCUUUUCUCCGUGUCUUUGCGGCUCUACACAGCAGACUUGCGCCUUUCAACCUUCCCUCGCACGCGGUAUUUCUUCACUUCACCGCUUCUUUGGUCAGAUGUCCUUGCCAUGACUCCGACGCUGUUGGAUCUCAUCUUGCCGCAGUCCUUCUUGCAGUAUGCCGACCUCUUCCCGAACCUCAUCUGGCUGCGAAUGCCGCGCAUGGUAGACGUGUCGCUGCGAGCCGGGCAUAGCGAAGAAGGCGCGGUGAGGCUUGGGAAUUCUGGCCAAACUUCUCUGGUCGAACUGGAGCACUUUGUCCAGAACUGGUCGAGUGCAGUCCUUUGUGCCUGCGCCAAGAUUUGUGUAGCCGAGGUCUACCUGCUUGGUGCCAUGUGGCUGGCUUGCAGCACCAUCCACUUCUUGACCGAGCGGGACAAUGAGGAGUUCUACUGGGGAUCUGAGCCGGGCUACCACCGGUAUGUCUCCAUCCCGUCUGGCAUGUACUAUGCUUUGAUUGACUUCCAUGGUGAGUUCCCGAAUGCCGACGAGUUCUCCAGACCGCUUGGGCGGAUGAACUCCAUGGUGAUCUGCAUGGUGGGGACGGCCUUGCUCAGCGUUCCUGCAGGCGUUCUUGGUGCAGCCUUUCAGGACCACAUCUCCUCGAGACUCUCUCGCGGGCUUCCCCUUCGAUCUGAGGAGCGUCGUCCCCCACCUUGCUCUGCUGCCUGGGGAGCAUGCAUGGUUGGCUUGGUGUUACUAUCGACUGCCAACUUUGUUCUCCUGACGCGCGUGUACCAGCAGCCUGUGCGGGAGUCACACACUGAAGGUCGUGCAUACGGUGCGGAUGGAUGGCAAGCCUCUGCGGUUGCGCCUUGUCGCUACCUGGACAUCAUCUUUGCCUUGCCUUUUCUGGUGCACUGGUCGCAGCGCCUGCUUUGCGCUGCGCACAUUCGUGAGUACCUGCUGAGCAGUGUCCAUCUCGCAGAUCUCUUGGCGUGGCUACCAUCGUAUUUCCUGUGCAUCUCCCUCCUGCUGCACGGCAGCUGCCAGGAGUUCCAGGGCAGUCAGCGACAAGCUUACUACAGCAGGGAACAGCUCGCAUUCCAUGGUAUGUGCAUGUUCCGCUGGAUCAAACUGGACAGUUUCUUUGGAGGCAUGUUCGAACAACUCCGGCAAGUCCUCGCCGAGAACUAUGUUAUCUUCAGGAUCACCUUCAUUCUGGCAACGGCUCUUUGGAUAUCAGGGUCUGUACUUAUGUAUUAUGCCGAGCGUGACAACCCGGACGAAGGUACUCGGGAUCACUUCCGCACCCUCCCUCUUUCCUUCUGGAUGACUGGACUGGACUUCACCAGCGAAGCUCCUGUGAACGACCAUUCUGCCCAGGGGAAGGCCGUUCACACGCUCAUCAUGCUGGUGGGUGUCGGCGUCUUCACUGUGCCCAUGGGUGUCUUUGGUGCAGCCUUCCGAGAACGUCUGGAUGAGAUGCAUGCUCAGCUUCUGAUGUCCAGGCCCAAUGCUCCUCGCAAGAGCACGGAAGUUCGUCGGGGUUCGGGCACGGCGGUGCUUCUUGCACAGGAGGAGCUCGACAACAUGUCCGUUGUCUUCAGCACACUGGCACAGGAACGAGCCUCCGGAGUUUAUCGAGACGUUCAUGACGUAGACGACGAGCAUCUCAUGAGACUGCAGCCCGGAUCUCGUAAAUACCGUUGGUACAGGCUGCUGAUGGGGAAGCGACAUCCAGGCAACGGGGCAGGUGCAAAGUGGCUUCAGCACGCCAUCGUUGCCGUGACUGCACUCUGCUGCUUUGCCUCCUGCGUGGAAACGCUGACCUUCUUUGAUGACUGCGAAGCGACGGCUGCGGCAGCUGAAGACAUGGACACAGGUCUGGGCUUCACUCUGCGUGCUGCGAGCUGCAGCACAUACAGCCACAUGCUGUCAGCAGUCUCAAUGCUGUGCUUGCUUUGCUUCCUGGCGGAGUUUGUGGCUCGGUGCUGGUCCCAUCCGCAGCCUUGGAAGAUGUUCUUGCAUCCAACGGGUGUGGCAGAUCUUCUGGUCAUCGCAGGCUCUCUUCCGAUCACUUUGGUGUACUUGGGAGGAUUUUCCGUAAGCUACCGGCUGCGGAAUUUCGCUGUUACCUUGCGCCUUUGGCGGCUCGCUGCUUUGGAGCGCUAUGUGCCUGCCUUUGGCGACUUUCUGGAGGUACUUGCCGGACGCGGCUACCAGAUGCUGCAAGUCUGCUAUGUGCUGACGAGCUUUUGGUUUAUCUUGGCUGCGUACAACUGGUACUUUCUCCAUGGCGAGUUCGAAGUGAAAAGUGAAGACAAGACGUUUGCUUGCUGGUACUCGAAUUUCUGGUUUGCAAUGCAAUUUACGCUGAUCCACAUGAGUGGCGAUUAUCCAAUGACUGAGUAUCCUGUGAAAGUCCGACUCGUCCACGCUUGCUCGCUGUUCUCCGCCUGGGCUUUCGUCACCAUGCCGGCAGCCAUGCUAACAUCAGCUUUCCAUGAUGCCCUGGAAAAGAGACGGAUCCUGGCAGCGCAACAGCGGAACCAGGCGCUUUGCAAGAUCGUCCGACUGCUCCGCCGCAUCAUCCUCAGGCGCCGCUUCAGGGGUGUCGCGGAGCGCGCCCUGGCGGAGCACUCCAAGCAGAUGACGUCUGUGGGCCUGGCCAGGAAGAAGUAUCCUCGCUUGGCAUGGUUGUUGAUGUUUCUGCACUCCGAUGAGAGAUAUCUUUUCGUGUUGGGAACAGCGACUGUCUUCCAUGUCGGUGCGGCCAGUCUGCGCACUAUCCCACAACUUCAACCAGAGGCGAUGACGUGGGAUGUUAUCAUGCUGCCCUUCAUCCUGUUCUUUGCGCUGAACCUCUUGGGUCGCGGGUGCACGGCCUUCAUGAACCCCAGCUACCGCUGCUCCGCGCUCUUCUUCGUCUCAAGCUAUCAGCGCAUUCUGCAGCUUGUGGCCUUCUGCCUCUACUUCUACCACCUCGCCAAGCCAGGUGACGAACGGCGGCUGAAGCGGGCCUGUGCAGCUCAAGUCAGCUUCAUCGUGAACUUUGGGCAAAUUCUGGGCACCAGCCCAUUGCUGAACCUGGUAUGGGCCGAAAUUCGGGAGUCCGUGAUCGUGAUGAGCUUCGCCAUCAAAGCUUGCGCCAAGUCGGCAUCGUGGACGAAAGCUCUUCGCUUGCUCUCCGAUCUCAAGACGAUGCCGACUACGCGGAACCCAACGAUCAUCAGCUACAACUCUGCCAUCAGCGCAUGCGAGAAGGGCCGCCCGGCCAGGAUCGGCCAGGUCCUGUGCAGUGCAGCCAUGGCCUUUGAAGCUGAUAAGGCCUCUGCAGCUGACGUCCUGAGAGAAUGCUUUGGCCAGGGUGGGGACUUCACCAUAACGGUGGAAGAAUGCGCUGGGGAAGACUCUGGCGAGGAUGGGGCGAUCAUAAGUCGGUCUGAGUUCAGAGUCUGGUCCGUCCUGCUCGCGAAAUGGUCCAAAGUCUUUGAUAAAAUGAUCAACUCUAACUCCUUUGCAGAGUCUGCCCAAGCCCAAAUGGUCAUCAAAGAUUUCUCUGCUGCUGCCGUGGAGACAUUCUUGCGUUUCCUCUAUUCUGGAGUCGUAGAAGGCAGCAUCCCAACUCUGGUGGAGGUUGGCACACUCGCAGACAAGUAUCAAGUGGACAAGCUAUCGGCACUCUGCUUUCGGGCCGUCCAAAAUAAGCUUCAGCCGGAAGUGGCGUGUGAACUUUUUGCAUGUGCAGACCGCUUCCAGGUCGCGGAUCUGAGGCGCCAGGCUCUGGAGCAGAUCCUGAUCUACCCCAAAGAGGCACUAAAAACUCGUCCAGUGCUCAAUCCUCGGCUGUUGAACGAGGUUCUGGACUCCCCGCUGCUAUGCAUUGAAGAUGCAGACCUGAUGAGUAUACUGCAAGGUUGGGGCAAGAGAAAGGCAUCGGCAACGGAAAACGAUGCCGUGCAGCCAUUAAUCGACAGUCGAGUGUCCAACCUGCAGAAGCGAAAGCCAGGCGAACACAGCACGGAUGUCUUGCAGACGUUGUGGAGCCGAUACGCGAACAAUGGGAAAACGGACACGUUCUUGGGUUACUGGGUGUCCAUCAUUCUCGGCACUCCCUGCAUCCUUAAUGGAAUCUACAGAUCUAUUGAUGAAGGGAACCGACUUGCCAUGCUGCAAGGUUGCGCCGCCAAUUCUCGCAAUUGCUUGCCCCUGCGAUUCAGCAAGGGGUGGAUUGUGUGGAUGCUUCCCCACCACUCGGUAUACCUCACAGGCUUCUCUUUCGCUCAUGUCAUCUCGAGCCUGCUGCACUUCGAAAUUCUUUGUUCACGAGAUGGCUGUGAUUGGCACCUGGCUGUGUCAUCGGAGAAGCGCGAGAUCCCGGCGAAGAAAACUUUGAGCUGCAGGCAGCCUCCCCAUCUUGUGAAAUGGUUCAAGUUGCAGGUCUUGGAAGGGGAGUUCAUCAACAACUUUGGAAUCCACGGUAUUUUGCAGACAGACUGCAAUGUCUGGGUGCAGGCGGUGGCCUUGCUCGAAGAUGCGCGCGCCGAGCGGCUUGAGCUGCAGGUUAUCACCUACAAUGCCGCGAUCAGCGCUUGUGAAAAAGGCUCUCAGUGGCCCCUGGCUAUUGCUCUGCUGGCAGAGCUGCCGCAGGUCGCGCUGGACCACGAUGUCAUCUCAUUCAACGCUGCGAUCAGCGCUUGUGGGCGAGGUUCCCAGUGGGCUGUGGCUGCUGCACUACUCCGGCAGCUGCAGGAGACGGACAUGCAGCUUACCGUUAUCACUUAUGGAGCCGCGAUUAGUGCUGCAGAGAAGGGUCAGCAAUGGGAAUGGGCCUUGAAGCUGCUAUCAGAGAUGCGGGGGCAACGCCUUCUCGGUAACGUGAUCACCUGCAGUGCAGCAAUUAGUGCCUGCGAGAAGGCAGGGCGUUGGCAAGAGUCAUGGCAGUUGUUGCAGGAGAUCGACGAUGCCACGAUCGAGCUGGACGUGAUAUCCUUGAGCGCGGUGGUCAGCGCCUGCGGACGUGCCUCGCAGUGGCGCCACGCGGUCGAAUUGCUCGGGGACAUGCAGCAGCGUCACGUGCAAGGUAACCUGGUCACAUACAACAGUAUGCUGAGUGGACUUGAGAAAGCUGGGCAGUGGCAGCUUGCCCUGUCGUGUCUGGCAGAGCUUCAAGACGAGCUGGAGCUCGAUGUCAUAACUUACAGCGCCGUGAUCAGCGCCUGCGAAAAGUGCGGGCGCUGGCAAGAGGCCUUGCUGGUUUUGGUCGACAUGCAGAGACGGCGGCUAAGUGGCAACGACAUCACCUACAAUGCAUCUAUCUCCGCAUGCCAGAAGGGCGGCCAGUGGCGCUUGGCCUUGCAGCUCCUUUCUGACUUUGACAUCCUGAGCCUGCAGAGGGAUGAGAUCAGCUACAGUGCUGCGAUCAGUGCAUGUGAAGCGGGCUACCAGUGGCAGAAAUCUCUGCUUCUCCUCGCGGAUCUGCUGUCCUUCGGGUUCGAGACCAACAUCAUCACGUACAACGCUGCUCUCAGCGCUUGCGCCGAGAGCAGCAGCUGGGAAGAGCCGUUGCUUCUGCUGACAGACCUGCAGGAGCUGAGACUCACCGCGAACACGAUCACCUGCAGUGUUGCCAUCAGUGCAUGCGAGAUGAAGAGCCAGUGGCCUGAAGCCAUGUAUUUGCUUGAGGACUUGCAGGCGAAGAGCUGCCGCAGCAAUCUGCUCACCUACAGCUUUGCUGUGGGUGCCUGCGCAUCUGCGGGUCAGGGUGACAGCCUCUUAUCACUGCUGCUCGCAGUCUCGGGAACGUUCUGGGUCCUGAGUGCCACUCUCUGGUAUCUUGCGGAGGGUGGAGAGCAGGGCAUGACGGACAUGUUCUCGACCUUGUACUACACUUGCAUCUUCCUCCUGGGAGAGUGGUGCUCGUUCGAUUUCUCGCCAGUAGGCGCAGGACUGAGCAUGCUCUACUCCAUCGUCGGUGUUGGCUUGAAUGCCAUGCCCAUGGCGGCUGUCCAGAUCGCCAAAGCCCUGGACGGCUCGGAGUUUCUGGGCCGGUCCAUCAAGGUGGACAAGAAGAAGGCCACGAAGGGGAAAGGCGAUGAGAAUGGCAAAGGUUGGGGCAUGUGGGGCAUGAUGGGCAAGAAAGGUGGGAAAGACAUGGGCAAAGGUUGGUGGGGAGGUUGGUGGCCGGGAGGAAAAGGAUGGAAAGGGUGGGGCCCAUACUAG